This is a messenger RNA of Lytechinus variegatus (green sea urchin), 2447 nucleotides long. RefSeq names its product centrosomal protein of 76 kDa-like. The record is from RefSeq and is a predicted model, not a curated record. The coding region runs from base 297 to 2321 and encodes 674 amino acids. The transcript has 13 exons. NCBI's taxonomy places the organism in Eukaryota, Metazoa, Echinodermata, Echinoidea, Temnopleuroida, Toxopneustidae.
GCGCCAGCUGCCGCGCCAAACAUGUAAUCUACGGUACAUACACUGUCCAGCUCGCUCUAUCCACCGGGUUUGUGCUUCGCCUGGGCGCCGGCACUGCUGGCCAGGGCCAAUGGCAGAGUCCCGAUAUAGCUUCUGUACUCGACACUCCCGUACUUUCAGCCGGCGAUUCGACGACGUGCAAGAUGCUGCGCUGACCCCUUUAUCGACGAGGAUUUGACUGAAUUGAUUGAGAUUAUUGUUUGGGACAGCUCUCUGGAUCGACACUCUCACCUGGGGUCAGGAAAUUCGAUUAAACCAUGGCUGGAGCACUGUCACCUGAAAAACUGACCGAACUGAAGCAGAUUAUUCAUAACCAGCUCAAUCAGAUGGAUGUCCAGACGCGCAUCCGAGACAUUCUAUCCGAAUCCCUACAAGAUGAUGGAGAAGGGACUGGGUUUGGAGAGACAGAGCUCCUGGAUGCGGUCCGCCAACGAGGCUUGGUCGAGGAGAUCAUGGCAAGGCUGGAAAUCGGUGGAGAAGGAAGGAGCAGUAUUGGGGCAAAGGUCGUGGGUCAGCCUUCUAGGGGUCAAGUCAAGAAGCCAGCUACUCACUUUCUUGAUAAGGAGGGCCCAUUGACUUCAGUUCCCCUGAAGAAAGCCAACAUAGACCCAACUCGACGCCAAUUGUACCUCCAGAUCCAUGGUGGCAAGGCAUUCCUGGAGCACUUGCAGGAACCAGAGGCCUUGCCCGGUCAAACCACGUCAAACUUCUCAAUCCACAUUCACUUCAGGGGUCAGAGGUUCAAAUCAAGACCGGUCCCUUGUGCCUGCGAACCAGACUUUCAGGAGGGUUUCGUACUCGAGGUGCACAGGUGGAGUGGAGGAGAUGCUGCAAGAAUGGCCGAUGCUGGAACCCUCCUUUCACUUGCUGAACCCAUCCACAUGGUACUCGUCAAGACGGAUCCUUCGGGAGAGACGUCUCUCUUGUCAUCACACUUUCUUGAGUGGAGAACUGUUCUUAGCACCCCUACCGGCAGUCAGAACAUUCCUGUCGAACUUUUAGGUGUAGGUUCUGAGUCUAAGGUUCCAGUGGGUAUUCUCGAAGUCAAGUUAGAAUUGCUGCCUAAAAUGGACCAACUCCUGACUGACGAAGUUGUUGCUACUCAGAUAUCGUUGGAGAGAAACCGAAUCGCUGAGCGAGAGCGACUGUUCUUGGUAUAUGCCAAGCAGUGGUGGAGAGAGUUCUUACAAAUCAGACCUACUCAUCAGAACAGACUAGUCAAAAUAUUUGCUCAGGAUGAGAAUGGUGUGAACAGACCGGUGUGUGCCUUCGUGAAGCCAAUGCGUGGGGGACGUCUCCUCGACUCAGCCCGUCAUGCAGCCCGCUUUGUCAGUAUCAUAGGCUAUGAGAGAGUAUCUGCUGUAGGGGGUGGCCAAUCUAGAGAGAUGUGGAGUAGUGUCCAUUCCUUCCUUUCCAAAAACAAAGGGGACUGCGAGGAUCAUGCUGUUUUACUGUGUAACUUCCUUCUGGGAUUUGGUCUCAAUGCCUUCGUUUGUGUAGGCACAAAGGGCAAAGGUCAGGCUCAUUCUUGGGUCAUGACCUUGGGGUCAGAUGGCCUGGUCACUUUUUGGGAAAGCUUGACCUGUCAGAGGUAUAUUCAUCAACGAGUGAAUCCAAAUGAUCCCCCAUCAGUAGAACAACCUAGACCACAGUACCCUUACAGGACAGUGGGCUGCAUCUUCAAUCACAAGAACUUCUUUGCCAAUUGCCAGCCAUCUGAUAACGUUGACCUGUGUUGUUUUGAUCUGCAAGAUUCAUCACUCUGGAAAGCUAUGAGUGCUGAUGCUCUAGCAUCUGUCUGUGCGUCAUCAAGCAAUACUCAUUGGCCUAACAGCCCACCAUUGGUACCAUCCCAUCUGGAUUCAUCACUGGUUAGCAAUGAACUGGAGCUGCAGCUUAGAGCUCUCACCAUGGACCACAGGAAGGACCUUGGAUUGACAAGUGUGUGGGAUGAAGAGCUAAGCUACCUGCUGAAUCCUGCUUUAGCGUCUUACGAGACAGAGAGAAUGACGGGAUUGUCUACAGGAAAUGAGGAGUUCCAGCAAGCCAUCAGACUGGCUGUUCCAGAUGGACAUACCUUCAAGGGUUUUCCUAUUCAGUUUGUUCAUCGAAACGCAAGGAGGGUAUUCUCCUUGUGCCUCAGAUCACCUGUCUGUGAAGAAAUCAUCUGUUGCCGUGGUGACCAUGUAAGGCUGGCUGUGCGGGUUCGAACUUUCACCUAUCCAGAGUCCGCUUGUGCAGUCUGGGUGAUGUUUGCCUGCAAAUACAAGUCAGUUCUCUAGAUGACAAGUCAUCCUUUCAGAGCAAGAAAAGUGUUCCCUCAUAGCAGGCAGAGAAAUAUUUAUUUUAUUUAUUUUUAGAUGUAUUUAUUCAUUCAUUUUCCAAUCCUUUUCCAAUUCUCUUGUUUC